Molecule: messenger RNA, 1141 nt
Organism: Neurospora hispaniola
Lineage: Eukaryota; Fungi; Ascomycota; Sordariomycetes; Sordariales; Sordariaceae
Exons: 3
Coding region: 106-1122 (338 amino acids)
Biological process (GO): S-adenosylmethionine biosynthetic process
Cellular component (GO): methionine adenosyltransferase complex
Molecular function (GO): methionine adenosyltransferase regulator activity
Source: RefSeq, a predicted model, not a curated record
CGGAAGACGACAGUCGUCCAACAUCCAUCCAGCCGAUUCUGAUUACUCACUUCAGUUUCUUCGCAACCCCCCCUCCAAAGACACCUUACAAAACCCAAAAGGAAAAUGUCCUCCACCAACAACAACCAAACAAAAACCGCCCUCGUCACUGGCGCCACCGGCCUCCUAGGUAGACAAGUCGUCCGCGCCUUUCAAGGCUUGAGCGUGCCUACUGAACUUAGUUCUAAGGCUGGCUGGACGUGGGAAGUCAAGGGAACGGGAUUUUCCAGAGCGGAUGGCGUCAAUGUGCUAAAGGCAGAUUUGGAGAAAGAAGAGGAGGUGGAAAGGGUUUUGGGGGAUGUCAGCCCUCAAGUCCUCGUACAUUGCGCAGCCAACCGCUUCCCUGACAAGGUCGACGCCGAUCCUGAAGGUACCCGUCUCCUCAACGUCGAAGCUACUCGCACUCUCGCCCGGGCUUGUGCUUCCCGUGGUAUCCUCCUGAUCUAUAUCUCUACCGACUACGUCUUCUCUGGAAAGCCAGGCGAGGCACCUUACGAGGCCGAUGCUGCCACAGGCCCCACUAACCUCUACGGCGUUACUAAGCUGGAUGGCGAGAAGGCUGUAAUUGAGGAGUUUUCCAAGGCAGGCAAGGAGGGCUUGGGCGUGGUGAUGAGGGUACCCGUGCUGUAUGGCAAGACGGAGGAGGGCAGGAAUGAAGAGAGUGCGGUCAACGUCCUCUUAGACGCAGUCCUCAAGGCGCAGGAGGGAAAGAAGGUCAAGAUGGACCACUGGGCGCUGAGGUUCCCUGCUAACACAGAGGAUGUGGGUAGGGUUUGUCGGGACGUCGCGGUCAAGUACCUGUCAACCAGCGAAGCCGAGAGGACAUCGCUACCGAGAAUCCUCCAGUUCUCUGGCGAGGAACAGUAUACCAAGUAUGAAAUGUGUCAGCUCUUUGCUGAGAUAUUGGGAGUUCCCGUUGAUAAAAUCGAGGCGAACACGGAGGGCAACGACCCCAACGCAAGCGUUCAGCGUCCGUAUGACUGCCACCUCAGCACCAAGGCGCUUAAGGAUUUGGGUAUUGAUGUCUCAACCCAGGACUUUGCUGCCUGGUGGAGGAGAGAACUGAGAGCUUUCCGCCAUUAAGCGACGAUUGGCGGCUUUG